This is a messenger RNA of Daucus carota subsp. sativus, 1949 nucleotides long. RefSeq names its product protein S-acyltransferase 8. Gene Ontology annotation, biological process: peptidyl-L-cysteine S-palmitoylation; protein targeting to membrane. Gene Ontology annotation, molecular function: protein-cysteine S-palmitoyltransferase activity. Gene Ontology annotation, cellular component: Golgi apparatus; endoplasmic reticulum. The record is from RefSeq and is a predicted model, not a curated record. Lineage: Eukaryota; Viridiplantae; Streptophyta; Magnoliopsida; Apiales; Apiaceae. The transcript is spliced from 5 exons. The coding region runs from base 372 to 1646 and encodes 424 amino acids.
CCUUUUCUUUAUUUUUUUAGUUUUGAAAAUUCCCAUUAAUCCUUCAUUUCCCCCAAGCAUUAUAAACACUCCACAAAACCGUCUCUCUCUCUCUCUCGGAUCACAAAGAAAGGCGCUCUCUCUCUCCCCCCCCUCUUCUCUCUCUCUACUUCUCUCUCUCUCUCAUACUUGCACACACCGUAGAAUCCCCACAAAAACCCUCCUCAGUUACUCGUUGUAGACCUAUUAGGCAAAGGUGUUUGAUAUUUUUAAGUACUAUAUUGGGGGUUUUUGAGCUGAGAUUUGUGGUGGGUUUUCGAGGAAAGAGAGACUAUGAGCAGUCACAAGUUUAGAAGGUUGUUGUGAUUUGGGGGUUUCUUUAUUUCUGGGUUAUGGCAAAGCGCGUGUAUGAAGUUUGGAAAGGAAGCAAUAAAUUCUUUCUCCAAGGGAGGUUAAUAUUUGGGCCAGAUGCGAGGUCAGUUAUUGCCACUAUAUUGAUGAUCACUGUUCCAGUAGUCCUCUUUUGCGCAUUGGUCGGAAGACAUCUUCGGCAUGAGUUUUCACAAUAUAACGCGGGAUAUGCCAUCCCAGUGGUGGCAGUUGUCUUUACCAUUUAUGUAUUGGUGCUUCUUCUUCUUACAUCAGCCCGGGAUCCAGGUAUUGUUCCCCGUAACUCACAUCCACCUGAAGAAGAGUUCCGAUACGAUACUUCUGCAUCAGCUGAGAUUGGGGGAAGACAGACACCUAGCGUACAAUUUCCCAGGACAAAAGAAGUUAUGGUCAAUAAUAUUCCUGUCAGGGUAAAAUACUGUGACACUUGCAUGCUUUACCGCCCUCCCCGUUGUUCACAUUGCUCUAUAUGCAACAAUUGCGUUGAGCGUUUUGAUCACCAUUGCCCUUGGGUGGGUCAGUGCAUCGGACAGCGCAACUACCGGUACUUUUUUCUAUUUGUUUCUUCUUCGAUGCUUCUGUGCAUCUACGUGUUUGCCAUGUCAGCCUUGUAUUUCAAAUUUCUGAUGGAUGAUCAUGAAGAAACAGUUUGGUAUGCUAUGAAGCAUUCACCUGCAUCUGUCGUGCUAAUGCUUUAUUGCUUUGUUGCACUCUGGUUUGUUGGUGGACUCACUGGAUUCCAUUUGUACCUGAUAAGCACAAAUCAGACUACCUACGAGAAUUUUCGUUACAGAGCUGACAACAGGAUAAAUGUCUACAAUCUGGGUUGCUUGAGUAAUUUUCAAGAAGUAUUCUGUACAACCAUAAAGCCUUCAAGAAACAAAUUCCGAGCCUAUGUACAGGAGGAGGUACAAAGGCCUCCUUUGCCUACCAGUCGGACCUCAGAAACCCAGGAUGCCAAUGAGGAUCGGCGCAUGAAGGUAGAGGAUGACCUAGAGCUUGGAGGUGAUCUAAUGAAAAUCUCUCAGCGACACAACAUUGAGGAUAUUGAGGCAGAUAUACGCAGCAGAGGAAGUGAUAUCCAUCGUCAUAAUUCCUCAGAAUUUGAUUCCGUUGUGGGAUCAGACCGGAGACCUCCCACAGGUCACAUGGAUACAAGGCAUUCAAGCUGGGAAAGAAGAAGUGGGAGUUGGGAGAUUGCGCAAGAGGUCGUUGGUGUCCCCUCCAAUGUCACUGAAAGUAAUGGCUACAGUGCUUCCAAGGAAGAGUCUAAAUGAGAAGGUUUCAAGGAUGUUGAUCUUGUUGUGCGAAAUGCAAUACAUAUUAUUGUUGGUUUCAGGGGUAAAAAGAGUUGAUGGCCUUUUCGAGUGCAUGUAAUCAAUUUAACCCUCAUCUUAGGUAGAAAUUCUACAUUACUUUUGUUUUAAUUGUUCCUGGUGAUACAUGCACUUCUUUUCUUUUAGAAAGCGGGCAGAAAAUGGGGGAUGUGUUAUUAUUUAGAGAUUAGUGUGAUUACUAAUUUCUUUUUCGCUUGUCAUUGAUUUCCGGUUAUUAUAGUGGUAAUUUGGUUGUUAUUUACA